Messenger RNA from Oncorhynchus keta (chum salmon), 2157 nucleotides. RefSeq names its product NADH dehydrogenase [ubiquinone] flavoprotein 1, mitochondrial. The transcript has 13 exons. The record is from RefSeq and is a predicted model, not a curated record. Gene Ontology annotation, biological process: mitochondrial electron transport, NADH to ubiquinone. NCBI's taxonomy places the organism in Eukaryota, Metazoa, Chordata, Actinopteri, Salmoniformes, Salmonidae. Gene Ontology annotation, molecular function: NAD binding; FMN binding; 4 iron, 4 sulfur cluster binding. The coding region runs from base 16 to 1947 and encodes 643 amino acids.
CUGUGCAGGCUAUUUAUGCGCAUACCGGCAGUGCUUAGGAGCAAGACCCACUUAGAAGAACAGUCGCAUGCACUGAACAAGGGGUUCUAUUGGGACAUUGUGAUGCUACUCCUGAUGAUGUGCAACCUGGUCAUCCUCCCCUGGGGCAUCACCUUCUUUGAAGACCAGAAAACUUUGCCCUGGAUCUCGUUCAACGUCAUCUCUGACACCUGCUUCCUGGUCGACCUGGUCCUCAACUUCCGCACGGGCGUCCUAGAGGGAGACGACCAGAUCAUCCUGGACCCCAAGGUGAUCCGUAUGCGUUUACCUGAAGACUUGGUUCGUGGUGGACUUCAUCUCCUCCAUCCCAAUGGACUACAUCUUCCUGAUAGUGGACCUGGAGGCCCAGAUGGAGGCUUCGGAUGUGUACCGCACGGCCCGUGCUCUCCGUAUCGUCCGCUUCACCAAGAUCCUCAGCCUGCUGCGCCUCCUGAGACUGUCCCGCUUCAUCCGCUACAUCCAUCAGUGGGAGGAGGUAUCAGGAUGCUGUCCCUGUCCCGGUUGGCUUUGGUCUGUGUUGCGGCUCGGGGCCCAGUUGCUGUCUGUCAAGGCAGAGUGACGUCCAUCACACGAUUUAACAGCACAACUGUUGAGGCACCACCAAAGAAGACAACAUUUGGACCCCUGGCUGACCAGGAUAGAAUUUUCACCAACCUGUAUGGCCGACAUGACUGGAGGCUAAAGGGAGCUCAAAGUCGUGGUGACUGGUACAAGACCAAGGAGAUCCUGCUGAAGGGAGUGGACUGGAUCCUCAACGAGAUCAAAGUUUCAGGGCUGCGGGGGAGAGGUGGAGCAGGGUUCCCCACCGGCAUGAAGUGGGGCUUCAUGAACAAGCCCAGUGAUGGCAGACCAAAGUACCUGGUGGUGAAUGCUGAUGAAGGAGAGCCUGGCACCUGUAAGGAUAGGGAGAUCAUGCGUAACGACCCCCACAAGCUGGUGGAGGGCUGCCUGGUGGCCGGGAGGGCCAUGGGAGCCCGCGCUGCCUACAUUUACAUCAGGGGAGAGUUCUACAAUGAGUCCUCCAACCUGCAGGUGGCCAUCAACGAGGCAUAUGCAGCUGGUCUGAUUGGGAAGAACUCCUGCGGCUCUGGCUACGACUUUGACGUGUUUGUGAUGCGUGGGGCUGGUGCCUACAUCUGUGGAGAGGAGACGGCACUCAUCGAGUCCCUUGAGGGCAAGCAGGGGAAGCCCCGCCUGAAGCCCCCAUUCCCUGCUGACGUUGGUGUGUUUGGUUGCCCAACAACUGUCGCCAACGUUGAAACGGUAGCCGUGGCGCCCACUAUUUGUCGCCGUGGUGGCACGUGGUUCCUAGGCUUUGGCAGAGAGAGGAAUUCAGGCACAAAGCUCUUCAACAUCUCAGGUCAUGUCAACGCCCCCUGCACAGUGGAGGAGGAGAUGUCUAUUCCUCUCAAGGACCUCAUCGAGAGACACGCAGGUGGUGUGCGCGGUGGCUGGGGCAAUCUGUUGUGUGUGAUCCCUGGAGGCUCUUCCACACCCCUCAUCCCCCGUUCAGUGUGUGACACCGUGCUGAUGGACUUUGACGGCCUGGUCCAGGCUCAGACUGGCCUUGGCACUGCCGCUCUCAUCGUCAUGGACAAAUCUACUGACGUCAUCAGAGCCAUCGCCCGCUUGAUUGAGUUCUACAAACAUGAGAGCUGUGGCCAGUGCACCCCCUGCAGGGAGGGAGUGGACUGGAUGAACAAGAUGAUGUGGCGCUUUGUGAAGGGUGAUGCGCGGGCGGCUGAGAUCGACAUGAUCUGGGAAAUCAGCAAGCAGAUUGAGGGGCACACCAUCUGUGCCCUGGGUGAUGGAGCCGCGUGGCCCGUACAGGGAUUAAUCAGACACUUCAGGCCUAUCAUGGAGACCCGAAUUGCAGAGUUCCAGCAGAAGGACCAAGCCAGAGCUUAAAUCACUCCUUCGUUCCCUUCCUCUACCCUUCAUUCACAAAUGAUUUAAAUAAGAAUGCAUUGCCUCAUUCAUUGUGAAUAAUUGCCUUCCCGUUUUUGCCUUUGUCUGAAGUCGCCAAUAAAGCUGUAUGUAACUAAAAUAGUUAAACAAUUUAACAGUUGUGCUGUAUAUGUAUUGUUCAUUUAAGACUUACAAAAUUCAAUCUUGGAA